Molecule: messenger RNA, 1215 nt
Organism: Aspergillus pseudoviridinutans
Lineage: Eukaryota; Fungi; Ascomycota; Eurotiomycetes; Eurotiales; Aspergillaceae
Exons: 1
Coding region: 1-1215 (404 amino acids)
Source: RefSeq, a predicted model, not a curated record
AUGCUCGCAGCCCCCAUGCCCCCGUUACCGUCUCAUCUUCACCCUCCUUCCGAUGUUGAUCGAACGAACGCACACACAAUCUCACAGACCUCGUGUCAAACAGGCAUCGCUUCCACAAAUAUGUCGUGCGGCAUAUCAUCAAACACAGCAGGCGACGGGCGGUCGACCAUCCCACAGAGACCGAAACUCACGCUUCAGACCAAAUCACUACCAAUGACGUUCGGCAGUUCAACAACAGGGCUGUCUCCCUCGUUAGCAGCCGGUGCCACAGCGUCUCCCACUGUGCGCAACACUUUUAGAAACGCCUAUGAUGUCUCCUCCUGUCCGCCUUCUGCUACCGUGUCACCCUCCAAAUCUUCCAUAUCAAGAUUCGGCAAACCCUCGUCACCAUAUCCCUCUAGUGCUAAUGGGAAUCCAUAUCAACAACCUCUUGGGGUGAAGAGUAUUCUUCGAAACUCGCCAUUAGAACCUACUGCUAGACGGCGAUCGAUAUCCGUGGCCCCGAACGGGCCUAAUGGAGGAUCGAGCUCGCGCAGGAUGUUCUUCCCCGCCGAGAAACGGGUGAGCUAUCGGUAUCCACUUGAGGAGGAGAUCACGACCGUGCACUAUACCGCGCGCCAUUCCGACCUCGCUGACCAGGUGGAACAUUACCCUUCUGGAGAGGCUGGCUCUGGCGAGGACUCGGAUGCCAAUUCUAGCUUUACUUCGUCCGACAUAAGCACAUCCGACGAGGACGAAUAUCGCGCCACAUCACAGUCUCAACGCGAAAGGAAGAAGAGGAAACCUUUAGCUGCGGAAAGACAGAUUCGAGCAGUGGCACUAUUGGAUGGGCUAGAGACCGAUCCGUAUGGUUCCUCAACUCCCCAGACACCGCGCCAGCAUCGCGUCAAGCGCCGUUGCGAAUGGAGAUGGACCUUGGGACCAUUGGAAAAGCGGAACGAGCUUAUCCAAAUACCUCAAACACCCGACGAUGCAUCUUCUAAGAUUCUUGGGGCAAAUGCCACACCUGCAUCGGAUGUGAAUACUCCCGAUGACAAGGACACCGAGAGCUUGGCCACGAGCGACUCGGAGGAUAGUCGGUCUUCCAGCGCUUCUCAGAGGCUCUCCACCCCAACCUCAUCUGUCGCAUCUCCGGAGGACAAGGUCGAGGGCUCGAACACAAAUCAAGCCCUUGAGACUGGGCAGCCAGAUACCGAUAGAUCUCAAGAUUCCUGA